This is a messenger RNA of Anarrhichthys ocellatus (wolf-eel), 3284 nucleotides long. It is a transcript of the gene tmem161a, whose product is annotated as transmembrane protein 161A. Lineage: Eukaryota; Metazoa; Chordata; Actinopteri; Perciformes; Anarhichadidae. Bases 116 to 1606 code for a protein of 496 amino acids. The transcript has 11 exons. The record is from RefSeq and is a predicted model, not a curated record.
ACAUUCAGCAGUUUCACAUGCCAGUUGAUUCAGCUGUCAAGACUUUCCUGCAUGUGAAGAAGCUCUCGGCAUCAGCUAUUCUGGUCUUAACCACGUCUUUCUUUCGAGGGUAGAGAUGGCGCUGAUGGGAAUCCAGCUGGUGGUCAGCUUGCUGGCCGCCUGCAUCAUGCAGAGGAUGGCGCCACAUUGCUCAUUUGCACGCUGGCUCAUCUGCAAUGGCAGCUUGUUCCGGUUCAAACACCCGUCAGAGGGAGAGCUGUGCGCACUGGCAGGGAAGCAGAUGCCCAAACCGACCAGGAGAGACAGGAGGCAGAACGGGGAGAGUAAGCCUCUCACUGUGCCCAAAGACAUUGACCUUCACCUGGACAAAGCUCCAGUCAAAGCCCUUGACUCGCUCGUGCUGCGGUUUUUCCUGGAGUACCAGUGGCUGAUAGAUUUUGCCGUCUAUGCAACCGUCGUCUUCCUGUUCACUGAGGGUUAUUGCAGUAUGGUGGAUGCCAGCAAAGAGGUCAAUCUCGGAGCCAUCUGGUGUGUCCUGACUGUUCUCUUCAGUGUAAAGACCCUUCACACUCUCAUGAGCCACUACUUCCUCUCUGAGGAGGGCGGCGAGCGCUCGGUGUGCCUUGCCUUUGGCUUCCUGUCUCUGCUCGUGGCCAUGCUGGUUCUUGUGGUCAGAGAGGACUACCUGGAGUUCGGCCUGGAGUCGGGCUUUUCCAACCUCUUUGACAACUUGGAAGUCUUUGCCAAACAGCAGGGCUACGCUGACUGGUCAAUCCCAAUGACCAAGCUGACCGUGAAGCUCGGUCUGGCCGCCUUCUCUGCUUACAUUGGUGCUCUGCUGGCGUUCCCCGGCCUGCGAUUGGCUCAGACGCAUCUAGAUGCCGUACAGAUGAACUCAGACCGACCACUCAUCCAGAUUCUGCUGCACCUGAGUUUCCUCUCUCCAGUCAUUGUGCUGAUUCUGUGGGUGAAACCCAUCGCAAGGGACUUCCUGGCCAAUGCACCUAUGGGAAAGACUUCAGUAACGAUAGUUUCCAGUGAAUCAUUUGACUGCAUGCGCCUGUGGAUCGUCGUGGGGUCGUGUGUGCUGCGGCUGUUACUGACUCGCUACCACCUGCAGGCCUACCUCAAUCUGGCUCAGAAGUGGGUGGAGCAGAUGAAGAAGGAGGCGGGACGUAUCGCUGCUAUUGACAUUCAGAGGAAGGUCACUCGUAUCUUCUGCUACCUGACGGUAAUUACUCUUCAGUAUCUGGUUCCUGUUUUUCUCAUCCUCUUCUCCACACUGGCACUCAAGGCACUAGGAGACUUCUCCUGGGCCCCCGGUGUAGAGCGGGCCCCCGGGGUGACACCAGCACUGGUGAUGCCCACCGCGGCCCCCGUGCUGCCCGGCGGUCUCGAUGAAGACGAAGAGGGGAUGGAGGAUAUGGAGGAGGACAUCCAGGCCACAGUGGCUCGCCUGUCGGAGGCCUUCGUGGCGCUGCGGUCCGUCCUCACUCCGCUCUUCUUCAGAGGUCUCUUCGCCUUCCUGACGUGGUGGGUGGCCGCCUGCCAGGUCAUCAGCUCUCUGUUUGGUAUCUACUUCCACCAGUACCUCAUGCAGAACUAACUGACUAGUGCUCAACCUGCGAUGCAGCUCCAGCCCUCUACUGCCUGCAGGUUUCCUUUGCAGCAACACAAAAGCAGUUAAGGGGAUAUUUAAUCAAAACACGCAGCUGCUGACAGAAUGCACCGCGUGGCUGUAACAGAAGGUUUGGUCAAGUGUUUUUUUUUUUUGUUUUUUUUUGUUUUUGUUUUUCUUUUGAGAGGAGACAGGCGAUGGACACUGUUGUUGUUGCAAUAUUGACUACCUUGUUGCCCUUGUGGCUUUUGUUUGUGACCAGCAGGCUACUGGUAUCCAUAACACCGAGAGAACUGGGCUCUGUAUCACAAAGCAACAUCUACUUAGUCUGGCUCUCUUUGGGUUACCCGUUGUCACCGAGUCUAACAUCAGCAAUCUUCGACAACCGGUAUCACAAAGCUGGUUAUUGUCUGGCUCGUUUAUCAGAAGAGCCGUGAGAGGAUCACUGAAUGCGACUCAGAGAUAUUCCCACAGGGAAGAUUAGCUUGUUGUGGUGUUAAAAGGUGAUAUUCAGUAUAAUCACACAAGUUAAAUAGCACAAGAAGCUUUUAGAAAUAGGUGGAAUCAUUUCCUUCACGGCUAUAGAUAAGUGUAAGAAUUAGGUGUUUUCAACAUGUUCAGUAUUCUAGAAGAGACAUCCUGUUGCUUUGUUGUACUUUAUUAUGAGUUACAUUUGACUCUGUCUGAUAAACGGGAGUUAAGCCCAAAGAUAUCCAGCUGACCCACGAAUGUCACUUCAUGAUACAGGCCCCCAGACAUCAGCUAUUUCAACAUGAAACCUUUUUCGGACGUACCUAUGCCAAUGUUACCUGAAUAGUUCUUUAACAGAACAUUGUUAAAUGCUGCUUUUAAGAUGUGUAAUUGGUACCAGGGUAAGUGUUCGUGCUUCCUCCCUGUGUAGCUAAGACUAUAUUGUCACGAGGGACUCUUCGUCCCCCGUGAAGAACCGAUUCAAGAGUGCUAAAUGUUUUUUUUGUUCUCUUGUUUUUUCUGCUGUAACGUGUUUAUUUUAAAUGUGUAGUAAGGCUCCGAUCCAUCAUGUUGAACGUGAGUCCAGCUGUGGUUUCUGUCUGUGUGUCGGCCAACAGCUGAAGACUUUCCUUCAGUAUUCCUAAGUGCCUGGGAGCUCAGGGAUUUUGAGUCGAUCUUAAAAUCUCCUUUCUCCCGAAUCGUAUGCAUGUAGAAUGAAUAGAAUCUGUUAAUGGAUGAAAUGAACACUCCAAACCCAUUUCUGUUUUGUUUUUCUUCCUUUUCAAACACUACUCACUGACAACACGUUUAGUUGCAGUGUCUUAUUUAGCUUCAUCAGCUUUUAGUUUUUUGCUGUUUUUAUUGCCAAUUAUAAUUCAUGUACGUUUGAUCAAAGCCUACUUUGAACGAGUUUUGCGUCCGUAGAUUUUAUUUAUUUAUUUAUGAAACUUUGCCUCGAAUAACUUUUAUUUAGAAAUAAUACAGAAGCUGUUGUUCUGAACAUUUUUGUAUUGUUUUAUGGCAAUUUCUGAUUUUCAGAUAGUAUAUUUGAAUUGAAUGCUCUGUAAUCAUUAAACUGUCAACUUCACAUGAAAAUGUUGCUUUUUUUUUUUGAUUUUCUGAAUGCAUGGUGUGCUAACCUUUACCUGUAACUGAAUUGUUUUUUUGUGGCUCAAUAAAACAUUUAUUAUUUUCA